AUGAAUAUUGUGAAGAAUCGUUUAUAUGAAGAUGAAUAUAAUAUUGAAUUACGUUAUUAUUAUUUAAUUCAAUUAAUAUUAGAUGAGAAUUGGUUAGAAAUUUUAAAUAUUUUAGAAGAAACACCUUCAAUUCAUUUAUCUUUUAUUCAAUUUGCAUUUCAAUAUAUUCCAUUGACAAUGAUUAAUAAAAUUCGAGUUGAAAAAGUAAAAGAACGUUUAAAUUCUAUUGAAAUAAUUCAAAAUCGAAAAGAAAAUUCUUUUGAAAAUUAUCGAAAUGAAAGAAAUUCUUUCUCAUCUUCAUGUUCAUCAUUAACAUCCAUUGAAUCAUUUCAACAAACAAUUCGAUUUUUAUCUAAAGGUAAAUUUUAUCGAAAAUAUUUUCAUUGGAAUUCAAUUGGAAAAGGUGAAUGUGAAAUUAUUGAAAAUAAUCAAUCAGGAGAAAUUCUAAUUCGUUUUUGGAUUUUAAAAAGUAAUUCAAUCAAACUUGUUUUUCUUGUUAAUCUUGAUCAAUCAAAUAAUUUUUAUCUUUUAUCAAAUAAAUCUUCAUCUUCAUAUAUUAUUAAAUUUCAAGCAAACAAUCAAUGUGAUUAUCCGCAUACGAAGAAAUUGAUUUUAUAUAAAAUUAAAUUUAAUUCGAUAAUGGAUGUUAAACGAAUGAAAGAUAUUUUAACCUUGAAUUGUAAGGACAUGCUUUCUCAUGUGAAAUAUGAUUCAUAA
Molecule: messenger RNA, 717 nt
Organism: Adineta steineri
Lineage: Eukaryota; Metazoa; Rotifera; Eurotatoria; Adinetida; Adinetidae
Source: the annotation of a GenBank genome assembly